AUACUUAUAGAUAGGUGUAGCUCUAGUAAAUAAAAAAAAGCCACAGAACUGUGAUAGAUUUAAAUCUUGCUUGUUUAUGUCAACUGUAGAUCUAACUGUAUGGAAUCUAAUUUGGUUUUAAAUAUUUCAUUUUCACUUGUAAAUUAGAUCUAGACUUCUGGUAUCUAGAUCUAUUUGUUACUUUAAGAUGAAAUCUAUCACAGAUAGUUUGAAAAGCUCUUUUAAGGGACGUUUGAAAUAUAAUAAGAAUGGAGACCUCAGUGAAUUAAUGGUUCAUCUGUCACCCCCACCCCUGUCUAGGUGUCAUGAAGAAAGCCCUCUGUCCAAAUCUCAAACAAGCUUCAAUUCCUUUGACGAGGAGACAACCACAUGUGACAGGAGUUUCUCCUCAGAUUAUGAUAGCAACAUUCACCUAGAUAACAGCAGACAGCUAUCGGAUUAUGCUUUUGAUAAUAAAUCUCUCUCUUUGUCAUGUGAUGAAACAGAAAAAGCUGAUCUAAGCAAAGAAGAUCUGCGCCAGCUCAGUCUUGCGAAACAUUUAAACACUUCCCAGAAUGCAUCCUCCAUGAGCCCUGAGAAUUUCUUCCUAUCAACUAAGUGGAAUGAAGCCAAUGCUGCUGUGGAUCAGUAUCGGCAGUUAAAGGAAGAGGGAGUGCAGCUAAAACUGUCGCAGAGAAAGAUAUUCAUGAAUAAACAUGAAGAUUUCAUAAAGGCAGAGUUACAGAAACAAGAAACAGAGCUCUCAAAGAGAAACAAAGAUCUGCAAAGUAAAAGGCAUCAAAACCUCGCACGGAAAGUACAAGAAUUGCAAGAGGAAGGACGUCAGCAGUUUCAGAAGUGCAAAGAACAUCAAGAAAAGUUUAAAAACAAACUAAAAGAGAUUGCAAAAGGAAAAGAAGAACUUGCGAUUGAAGAACAAAAGAGACAGCAACACCUACAACUCAACAGCAUUUUAAAAACUUUAGACAGUGACAGGAAAACAUUUGUGGCUCUGCGAGACAAUUAUGGCCAUAAAGACUUACUCCCCGAUGCAGUCAAUAAAGAUAAGGACUUACUGGAUAGACUCUGCUCAGAUGUGGUUGAAAAGAUGCGUACUGUUCAGUCAGCACAUUCUGUUCCCACUGAGGAUAUUGACAAGUUACAAGAUCACAUCACGAAGAGUCAAACCAUCCUUCAGCAACUCAAGAAGCUUAUUGAUGCGACUGAUGCCAAGGUGAAAGCAGAAGAAGAAAAGAAAAAAGAGGAACAGAAAAAAGCUGCGGCCUUAAAAAAACAAGAGGAGGACAAGAAACAGAAAGAGGCUGCAUCAGACUUUAAAGUGCAAGCCUUUAAAUACACACUUGAAGAGAAAAGUGUUAAAGCUAAAAAAUUGUCUGAGGUUGAAGCCAGCAUUAAACCAUUCAUAGACAACCCACAGAUGAAACAGUACAGAUUUGACUUACAGCGAGCGGUGAACACAACCAUCAAUGCAAUCUCUGGGAUCAGUGGGGCACACCUGAUGGACAAGCUUAAGAAGCUUCACAUGUUGCUAAGUGGGCAAAACCUGGAAGUUUCUGGAAAGUACAUCUCUAUCAAAAAUGCCCCAGAGGCUUUGUUGUUCUGUCAAAACCUUGUGGCCAAGAUGCUGGUGAAAAAAGGUGAGGAACAGGUGACUUCCAAACAUGAAUCAGCAUUUGCCAUAGCAGCGGUGGUGGUUGGAUUGUGGGUGAACUUCCCCAUCAUCGGUGAAUUGUUCCUAGCUCACCUCUAUGUGCUGUGUCCAUAUGUUCUUCCUUACUACGCUACACGCCAGGAUGGCCAGUCAAACACUGAUUAUUUCAAAUCUGCUGGGUAUAAAAUCAAUGAGGAUGGCAGUGUAGAAGAGCAAGACAAGUUCCUAAGACGUAUGUCUGGUUUAAUGAGGCUCUACACAGCCUGCAUGAUUGUCAACCCGCCCAACUUGGCUGGCAACAAACACCCUCAUGGAGUCGAGCAUGCCUGGAUGUGGCUGGCUCGCACCAUGAACCUUGAGCCACACCCAGACAUUACAGCAGCAGCCAUUUACGACAUGCUAGCAGUCACUGGACACUACUUGUUCAAGCAGUAUAAAGUUCAGUUCAUCAAACUCUUGUAUGUCCUUUGUAAAAGUUAUUUCCCUUCUUUGAAAAAUAUAUCAGUCACCAGUGCUACAGUUGGAAGGCUGGAAGUCUUUCUUGAGAAAUCCCUACAAACAGCAUCUAUACCUGUGCCUGAAGGAAUGUUAGCACAUGAUUUUUGGUCCACGUCGUAAUCUCGGUGCAUGUUGUUGUGUAUACAUUUACAUUUACCAGUAACAGUAAUUGCAUCUAUUUCUCUAUUUCAACAUUGAUCUACAUAUUGACAUGUUGCUCUCCCAAAUUUUAUCACCUUGACCUUAUGUGACUGUUUAUAUAAGAGCUAUUUUUAAUUCAGCAAUAGUUACAAGUGCUGAAAGUUGUCGAAUCUCGAGAUUUUAAAGUGAGAGGAAAUUUGAUAUGUAUCAUGUUUAAAAAUAAUUUGGUAAUUAUAGAAAUAGAAUGUGUUAUUUUUUAGGUUUUCUAAUGUUCUAGAAUUGUAAGAUCAUACAAUUCAUAGUAUUUCAGUUAAUAAAAGAUGAAAUGUUUUCACUGUAUGUGUCAAUAUAACCUGCAUAGAUAUAACAUUGUCAUAAUUUUAUUUUGGUAUGGUAUGCACUCUGGACUGUUGCCUUGGUGGUCCCAGGUCAUUUUAUUUUUGUUAAGGACAUUAAAUUGAAGACAUCAUUUGUGGGUGGUUGUCUGGUCAUAUGGUAUGCACUCUGGACUGUUGCCUGGAUGGCCCCAGGUUCAAACCAUGCCCACAUCCACUUUCCUUGAUAGUUACGCUGGUGGUUUUGGCCUGGCUUCAAUUCAGAAAGAACAGCUGAGACUUUAAAAACGAAACAAACAUACUCCUUUUCCAAUUAAAAUGAUUUUAAAAAUCUGUUUCAGAAUAGGUUUUAACUAAAUAUUUUAAUCUGUAUGUACUGUGAACAGGUAGCCUUCAUUUACGUGGAUAGCAGACUGCAGCAGCUCUAAAAUUAAAAAAAAAAUAUUUAAAAAAAAAGUAGUGCUUUCUUUUAAAGUUUGUUGUAAAUUUCCACCACACAAGAUUCACAAUGACAAUACUCAUGUUUUUUUUUGUUUUUUUUUAUUCUUCUAAUCUAGCCACAAAAAUUUGAAUGGACCUCAUUCACCAACGUAAACAAACAGCAUUUAGUCACGUGAUCUUAUUGAUAAAACAACGAAAAAACUGUCACGUGACAACCAUCAUGAAUUAAACAUGAGAUCGUAAAUUAUAUAGAAGAGAUAGAGAACCACGAGGCUAAAUGUUGUUUGUUUACGAUUGGUGAAUGAGGUCCAUUGUUUGCAAAUGUUAAUGUUUCUGACAGGUUUGGUUCAUGUGUAAUAGAAAUUGAGAUUUCAACCAGAUGUACACUGAUAUCUUUUUUAAUAUGCUAAUAAAUAUUUUUAAUGUGGAAUGGCUAUUUUACUUUUAAUGGAGAAUUGUUUUUGUUUUUAAAGAACACAUUGGCCACUUGAUGUUGUUUUUUUUUUUUAAUUCAAUUCUCUCCUUUCAAUAUGAGCACAAGUGUUUAUUUGAAGCCUUUAGUGUAGCCAGAGCUAUCUCGAUGAGGUCACUUUAACUGUAUGUGCAAUAUAAAUCUGUGAAUUCAAGAAACACAAAUUGUAUAGGCUAGUAUUGUAUUGUAAUGGGCACAUGUUCACUAUUGAAUCAUGAUUGAAUUAAAAACAAAAUUGACA
This is a messenger RNA of Biomphalaria glabrata, 3779 nucleotides long. Its product is annotated as mRNA export factor GLE1-like. Gene Ontology annotation, biological process: poly(A)+ mRNA export from nucleus; regulation of translational termination; regulation of translational initiation. Gene Ontology annotation, cellular component: nuclear pore; cytoplasm; nuclear pore cytoplasmic filaments. The record is from RefSeq and is a predicted model, not a curated record. The transcript is spliced from 14 exons. NCBI's taxonomy places the organism in Eukaryota, Metazoa, Mollusca, Gastropoda, Planorbidae. The coding region runs from base 188 to 2269 and encodes 693 amino acids. Gene Ontology annotation, molecular function: translation initiation factor binding; inositol hexakisphosphate binding; phospholipid binding.